AUGAUGAUGCAGACCCGCCUCCUUCGCCGAACUGUCCUCCCGACUGUUCGCUACCCUCUCGCGAGGACUCUCGCUACAACAGCCCCAGGCCACGUCCGCCUCCUUCAAGCCAUUACGGACGAUCACCGAGAGAUCGAAGCGUUCUACGACCAAUACCUGAAAAACGGCGGAAACACCGAUGCCCAACAACGCUGGGCCAACCAACUGACCUGGGAGAUCGCCCGUCACUCCAUCAGCGAGGAGCUCGUGGUGUACCCCCUCCUCGAGAAGGUGAUGGCCGACCAAGGUCACGUUCUCGCAGAGAGCGACCGUGACGACCACCAGUUCGUCAAAGACCGCCUUAAGAAACUCGAAUCCAUCGAGGUCGGAACGACUGCCUACAAUGCCAUCCUGAAGGAUAUCAUGGACCACCUCAAGGAGCACAUGAGGAAGGAGGAAACGGAGCAGUUUCCCCAGUUGGAGGCCAAGCUCGGCGAAGACCAGUCCAUCAGCACUGCUCGUAGCUUCGAGAGGACCAAGGCAUUCGUUCCUACCAGGUAUGCAUCAUCCAUCCAUAAUCGACGACGCCAUAUUCAUCCACCAUAA
Molecule: messenger RNA, 585 nt
Organism: Coprinopsis cinerea okayama7#130
Lineage: Eukaryota; Fungi; Basidiomycota; Agaricomycetes; Agaricales; Psathyrellaceae
Product: HHE domain-containing protein
Exons: 3
Coding region: 1-585 (194 amino acids)
Source: RefSeq, a predicted model, not a curated record